AUGAAGUCAUUUCUCUUAACAAUUUUGGUUGGACUGUCGCAUGCACUCUAUGAUGGUAAUCGUAAUGUAAUCCAAUUAACAGAGUCGAAUUUCAACAAUAAAGUGUUGAAAAGUGAUGAAAUAUGGAUUGUUGAAUUUUUUGCACCAUGGUGUGGUCACUGCCAGAAAUUAGUUCCGGAAUAUAUGAAGCUGGCAAAUGCCUUGAAAGGUAUUUUCAAAGUUGGAGCGGUGGACAUGACACAACAUCAGUCAGUGGGUGCACAAUAUAAUAUACAGGGCUUUCCUACAAUUAAAAUAUUUGGUGCUGAUAAAAAGGUUCCACUUGAUUACCAAGGUCCUCGGACGGCUCAGGCGAUAACAGAUUCCCUAAUAAAUGAGCUUCGAAAAACAGUAAAUGCGAAACUGGGUAUUAGCAGUUCAAGCCAGUCGAGAGGUGCUAAUGAUAAGAAAAGCAGCGGUAAAUAUGUCAUUGAAUUGACCGAUAGCAACUUUGAGGAGAUGGUGCUUCAUAGUAAAGAUAUUUGGCUUGUGGAAUUCUUUGCACCUUGGUGCGGUCAUUGUAAAGCUUUAAAACCACAUUGGGAAAUGGCUGCUUCGGAAUUAGCUGGUAAAGUGAAGGUUGGUGCUUUGGAUGCAACAGUACAUCAGGCAAUGGCAUCACAUUUCGGUAUCAAAGGUUUCCCAACCAUAAAAUAUUUCGCACCAGGUUCAAGUGCUAGUGAUGCUGAAGAUUACGUCGGUGGACGAACCAGUGAUGAUAUUGUUCAAUAUGCACUUAAUAAAGUUGCUGAAAAUAUGCCGGAACCGGAAGUUGUGGAAGCAAUUUCACAAGAAGUUGUCGAUAACGCUUGCAGAGAAAAGCAGCUUUGUAUAAUUGCUGUACUGCCGCAUAUUCUUGAUUGCCAAAGCAGCUGCCGAAAAAAUUAUUUAGAAGUCUUGAAAGAAUCGGCAAAAAAAUUCAAACGAAAUGUGUGGGGUUGGGUAUGGACUGAUGCAGGUAAGCAAACUGAAUUGGAGGAAGCAUUUGGCAUGGGCGGUUUCGGUUAUCCGGCUUUGGCAGCGCUGAACUAUCGUAAAAUGAAAUUUUCGAUGUUAAAAGGUUCCUUUGGUGUCUCUGGAAUUCAAGAAUUUUUAAGGGAUCUUUCUUAUGGUAAAGGUCAAACAGCACCAGUGAAAAAUGCAGAAUUCCCGAAGAUCAUGAAUGUAGAACCAUGGAAUGGUAAGGAUGGCGAGCUGCCUCUUGAGGAAGAUAUCGAUGUUUCAGAUGUUGAUUUGGAUGAAGAGAAACCGAAGAAAACUGAACUGUAG
Messenger RNA from Brugia malayi, 1308 nucleotides. RefSeq lists its product as uncharacterized. The record is from RefSeq and is a predicted model, not a curated record. The transcript has 8 exons. NCBI's taxonomy places the organism in Eukaryota, Metazoa, Nematoda, Chromadorea, Rhabditida, Onchocercidae. Bases 1 to 1308 code for a protein of 435 amino acids. Gene Ontology annotation, molecular function: protein disulfide isomerase activity; protein-disulfide reductase activity. Gene Ontology annotation, biological process: response to endoplasmic reticulum stress. Gene Ontology annotation, cellular component: endoplasmic reticulum lumen.